ACUUCGCCCAAUUUCCACCAAAUAUGUUGUGUCAAACAUAUUCCAUUUUGAUAUUUUAAUUCCUUCCGGUCAUCAAUCUAGAUAUAUUCUCAACUCAGUGAUAACGACAAUGAGUUCAUGAUCUUAUCAACCCUUCACCGAUGGGUGAUGCGCCGCUGGUGUGAUAAGUGCGAGGUGAUGGGGGAGGGAAAAUUCUGUUUAUCUUUUGACUAAUGUCCAAUUGAAUAUCGAUGAUUCGGGGAUCCUGUCAUUGCGAUUUCAAUCGAUUUAUCGGCUGUUUAAUCGAACGUUUGUGAUUUUCAAGGUGAAAAUUUCACCUCUCGUCGUGGAAUUAGUGUCAGCGGGUGCGCGUUAUCGCGGAAUUUAUGUAUCAACCCCAACCCUUUGUCAGGAGGUGCUUCCCUUGUUUCGAUAGAUUAUCUCCUGGAUUCGAGAUUCAUGACAAUCUGAGAUUCCGUGACAAUUUGACAUCGACAUGACUUGAUCAUCUGUCAUGGAUCUGCGAGUGACUUCAAUCGUUUUGGCCAUAUUUGUGGUAAACGUCGUUCAUACAGGAAUAGCAUCAGUCGCUGUAGGAUCGAAACCCUUUCCCGGACUUGAAAAUUUACCCAAAUCCUUCUGGCAUGAGUUGAGUUCACCAUUCACAGAGGCUUACGAAGAGGAGAGUUCUGCCACUGAAAAUGGAGCGACUCCAGAGCCGAGGCCCUUUUUCGAGGAUCCCGAUGGCAACGUUACAGUUCAACUCGGUGCACAUGUGUAUCUUCACUGUAGAGUUGAAAAUCUGCAGAAACGAACGAUUUCGUGGGUACGAAGACGUGGAAGUGAACUGCAUUUACUGACCUUCGGUAUCCACACGUACUCCAGUGAUUCUCGAUUUUCCCUUGAUUACCAAUCACCAAAUGACUGGCGAUUGCUCCUGAGAUCGGCGACUGAAAGAGAUGCCGGUAUCUACGAGUGUCAAGUCAGUGUUCAUCCCCCGCUGACUAGGACUGUGCACUUGAUAGUGUCCGUACCUCGAGUCGAAAUAAUCGAUGAACACGGCACGAGUGCUUCCGACAAAUUUUACAAAGCGGGAAGUACAAUAGAACUGAAGUGCGUUGUGAGCAAAGUACCUCAUCCCAGUGGAUACGUCACGUGGAGACAUGGAAGCCGAAUGCUCAAUUAUGACACUAUCCGAGGUGGAAUUAGCGUGAAAACAGACAUGGGGGCUGAAGGUGCUACAUCGAGGCUUUAUAUCGCAAAUGCCAAUAAGAAAGAUAGCGGUAACUACAGCUGUGCACUGGCAGAUGUAGCCGCUACUAUUGUUUCCGUCCACGUACUAAAUGGAGAAAAUCCAGCGGCGAUGCAGCAUGGGGACAGCUCGAACCCCAACUCCACGGUUGUGGGAGUAAUUUUAUUAACACUAUUGACGUUUUUAAGAUGACCUUGAUGUGUCACUUGCCCGUCAAGGAUUGAUAUUGGUGCUAAGUCCAUGGAUGAGUAUGACCUUAAGAUUUCCCGACGGUGGACGAUGAAGACGCGCGCACAGGUCCACGUAUUUAUCCUAAAAUUGUGAUUCGUAAGUGUUCGGAAUAAUUGGAAAAAAUCGUUGGUAUAACUUAUUUGCGUAGUCCAUGUAUAGAUGCAAGUGAAAAUGAGUAUCUGCACAGAGACGAAAAAGAAAUUCUUUCUCGGGAAAAACACUUGCUAAUCUCAAUUUUAAUUUCGAUUAAAAAGUUCUCGAUGAGGAAAAUAAUUAUUUUUUCAAACGCAAUUUACCGAGGGAAGAAUUAAGUCUGGACUGAAUCAUGAAUUGGAAAUGUUUGUAUUGAACGAAUAGAGAAUUUAUUCAGAGGAAAAUUCUUCGUUUCUUUGCUGUCAAAUUUCUCUCGGUCUUGAAAGAUAUCGUCUCACUUCGAAAAACCAUCAUUUUGUUAUUCUAUAAUUUUUUCUUGAGCAACGGAACUCUGAUUUUUUGUCUGAAAGUUCACGAAUUCGUAAAAAAUGUACCCAAUAAUUUUUACUCAAGUCUUGACUUGGAAUAUCGUGCCGAGUUUCUCUCAGUGUGGAAAAAAAGUGAUACUCCCUUUGAAAGAACAAAUCUUUUCCCCUGUGUACGUAUAUAUUGUGUAUGCGGAAGGAUAAGCGUAAGACCCAUUAUUCACUGUACAUAGGAUCCAAUAAGUGACAUGCAGUAAUACCGCUAGAGUAGCUUAUCUCUAAGGAUGUAUGAUGUGCAAAACGAUAUCAAAUACCGAAUAUGCACUGGAUAGAUGCAUCUACCAGUUGAUAGAAAUGUCGAGGAUUUUUGGAAAUUUUCCAAUGCAAUCGUGGAAAAAGGCUUCAUGGAAUACA
Messenger RNA from Fopius arisanus, 2334 nucleotides. It is a transcript of the gene dpr14, whose product is annotated as defective proboscis extension response 14. Gene Ontology annotation, cellular component: neuron projection membrane. The coding region runs from base 494 to 1423 and encodes 309 amino acids. Gene Ontology annotation, biological process: synapse organization. The transcript has 9 exons. The record is from RefSeq and is a predicted model, not a curated record. NCBI's taxonomy places the organism in Eukaryota, Metazoa, Arthropoda, Insecta, Hymenoptera, Braconidae.